Molecule: messenger RNA, 1763 nt
Organism: Maniola jurtina (meadow brown)
Lineage: Eukaryota; Metazoa; Arthropoda; Insecta; Lepidoptera; Nymphalidae
Exons: 7
Coding region: 31-1329 (432 amino acids)
Source: RefSeq, a predicted model, not a curated record
GAAAGCAUUUCACCGCCGAACUGCGCGCGCAUGAUCUGUCAAAACGCCAAAAUGGCGGAUAAAAAAGUUUUCAUACUAUUCCUAAUUUGUUUUAAUUCGUUUCACAUUGUUAAUAGUGCUAGUCUUUUCGAAAGAUCCUAUGAAUAUGUUAUGAAUUUUGGAAGAAAUGUGGGACCCAGUUUAAUGUCGAUUUUGGACUGUUUCGGCGAAAAUGGCGGGGACUCGUGGGUGUGUGCGCGGGAAAAGGCGGGAAAAUUACUUGACAGCUGGGACAAAGAGGUUGACAAGCAACGGAUGAUUUGGGCAGAAGCAGCAGAUGCAGAAGUGGUGUCAUCAGGAAGGUCCUUCGAGGAGCUACCUUCGAGGCUUGGCAAGGACAUCCAGCUCUCCCUGACUGCAUUCACCGACCUGGUGGAAAACGGGAUGGCCAGAGCAAUGGCAAGAAAGAAAGAUAGUGACAGCGGUGGCAUAGACACCAUAACGAUCUCGACAUCGGACGGAGGCAAGAAAAAAAAGAUGAAGAAAAAAAAACAAAAGCCGGCAAAGAUCCAACUUAUUCAGCCAGUCAUGAUGCCAGUAAACAAGAUGGAGGAGAAAGGUCCUACAAGGGUCCAAUCGUGGGUUAUUGGGGAUUUAGAAGGAGACAGUAGUCGUAUUAGGGGUCAAAAGGAGUAUAGAAGUACAGAGGUCACAGAAAAAUCUAUUAGUGGUGUCGUAAAGGAUGAAAAUGAUACAAGUAGUCAUAUAUCAGAACUGAAGGGAUAUAAUGGGGUUACUGGGGAAAAGGGUAGAAAGGGGAGGGGUAUUUUGACCCAAAUGUGGGGUAUAGGGGAGAAAGCACUGGAUGCGGUGGCAGAGCAUGCGUUAGAAAGUGAGAAUGCUGAAAAUGGUCUAGUUGACCGGAGUUCUAUUGCAGAACAAAGAGGCAAAAAGAAGAAGAAAAAGAAGGCAAUUCUGAAGCUGUUGAUCUUAGGAGCCGUACUUAAAGCUAAGAUUGGGACAUUGCUGCAAAUCCUUUCGUUUAAAUUACAGGUGAAAUUCUUCAUAAUCGCGCUGAUAGGUCUUGGUAUCAACCUGGCCAGGUUCUUGAUCGAGCUGAAGAACAAGCACCACCACCAGCAGCCACAGAAGGUGAUAUACUACGAGCACGCGCAGCAUCAGCACCACUACGAUCAUGAGGAUGAAGAGCACGGCUGGGGACCCUGGUCCAGGAGCAUCGAGCCUGAGGAAGUUGAGGCGGAACUGGAGGAACACAUCAACUCACCGUACAGGGGGCACCAGAAAAUCGCACAAGUCUAUCCCACCAGACCGCUUCUAACUUUAUCAUAACUGUAGGUUAACUUAACAGUAGUUUAAACUUGAAAUUAAUCACUUUCUAAAAUUUCAACGUCAAAAUCUCAGGUUUGAUACUCAUUUAGUUGUUUAGAACGGACAGACAGACAGACAGCAGAGUGACAUUAAUAUGGCUCUGUUUUUACCCUUAGGGUAGGUACGGAACCCUAUCCCGCUCGCUGAGUGACUCUGACCCAAUAAUGUGCUCUGAGCUUUCUUAGAAGGCAUAGCAUUUUUCUGUAACUACCUACAAAAAAUUUUAGAAACUGAAAAAUGUUAUGUCAGUUAAAAUCUGUUUAUAUAUUACCUAGCUAACGCGCUCCACCUUUAGUCGGGUAGAAUUUCCGAAAAUACUUACGGGUCUACAAUCCAUACUAAUACUAAUAAUAUAAAUGCGAAAGUGUGUCUGUCUGUCUAUCUGUCUGCUACCU